Alternaria hordeiaustralica is the source of this 3537-nucleotide messenger RNA. RefSeq lists its product as uncharacterized. Gene Ontology annotation, biological process: regulation of DNA-templated transcription. NCBI's taxonomy places the organism in Eukaryota, Fungi, Ascomycota, Dothideomycetes, Pleosporales, Pleosporaceae. The transcript has 5 exons. The record is from RefSeq and is a predicted model, not a curated record. Bases 1 to 3537 code for a protein of 1178 amino acids.
AUGGAUCCUAUUAGCAUCAUCGCGUCGGCGAUCACCAUCGGUGCAAGCGCAGCCCAACUCUCGCUUGCUCUCUCCAGCGUAGUCGGGACACUUAAAAAUGCACCUAAAGAGAUAGCGGAUAUCGCGGAUGAGAUAUCUCUACUCGCAGGAAGUCUGCAGACCCUUGGAGAGAUCCUUGGUACUCAUCAGAAUCUAUGCAAGCCGGCGUUCUUCGCAAAUACUCGCGCCAUCAUAUCGAGAUACGAAGGGGUCGCUGCGGAGAUUCGACUACUAAUUAAUCGACGACGAAGCCUCGUAAGGCUUAAGUGGUUGUCGAACAAGGUUAAAGUGAAAGGUCUUCUGAAGAAGAUCGAGGGAAUCAAGACGCUACUGGUCCUGGAGCUAAGCGUCAUCCGCCUCGCCGGGGAAGAGGCUAAUCGGCUAUCUGCUAACUUCGACUCGAACGGUCAAAGCCAUGGCCGGCCAGGAUUCAAUCGGUUCCGUAGGAUUGUGGAAAGCGCUGUUCAGGCGGGCAGGCACGUUGUAGAGAGUGCACAAGAAGAAGAUGAAAAGCUCGAGGCAGGCACGGAACCACACUCCUCGGCUGAAUUAGACCUAUGGAAGAGCGCCUCUUCUGACACUGCGCCCUGGCUUUUUCAGAUGGUGUUCAGCUCUGGCGACACGAGUCCCCCGCCCCCAUACCCACAGCGUCGUCAGCUUCAUCAAGCGUCCGUCGUUGAUGAAAGUGUCGAGACGAGCACGAGAAGUAGCCACGCAUCGUCUUCUGAGCCGGUCACAUUACCCGAAAGACGACCCUCAAGUCCAGAUGAGAAGUCUGUGAUCUUGUGGAGCAGACAGACAGAACCGGAUCUUGUAGUAAACAGACUACUCUCCUCAUGGACCACGCUUUCGCCCAAUCAAAUCAGUCUCAGCUCAACUCGUCAACAUGGUGUUGAGGGUGUAGUCGAGGAUGAUACCUGGAGGGAAGACAUCCUGAGGAAAGUGGAGGAAGCAAAGAAGGAUGAUGACGUAUCUUUGGACGAGUGGGAACAGGAGAAUGAGCCUGUCGGGUCCGACGACGAAGCAUUCCAGAGUGCUGAGGAAGACAGUACGUUCGAUGCUAAUGCACCUCCGUACAACUUCCGCCGCAACACCCAACAAGCCCGUACGAGGAGCGCAAGAACCUCUGACCGCAAUACAGAGGAUUAUUAUGCAUACGGAUCGUCGCCAAUCUACAACGAUCCCCCGUCGCCCAGGCGAAAGGCUGGUGAUCAACACGUGAAAUUUGGGAAAACAUCAACCACUCGUCCACGUCGACGUGGAUCUAAAGAAAGGAAAUCUGGCGUGAAGCUGCCACGCGCAGAGGCUGGAUCCAGACGGCCUUCAUCGAGAGUUCGCACGAUUCGAAGUAAUCAAACGGAUGUAGCUUUCAGUGCACCAAACCAUGACUGGGUCAACGUUCACGAUCCUCAGAAGGAACCCAGAUCAGGGUAUUCGAAUCCCUUCAGGCCUGGUCAUACUCAGCCCCCUGUCGAUUAUGGAUACUAUCCGGGGUUGCGGGAGACAUCACACGUGCCACUACCUUCCGAGCCGCCGAGACAAGCACAUGCAUCUAAUCCAUACCUACAACACCCUCCAGGUCAUCAGCCAGUCUUUGAAUCCCCUCCGCCGUCUCCAGCUCAAGCUCAAGCUCCACCUAUGCCUUUCAUGAUGGGGCCUCCUCCUCCACCUCCUCCACCCCCUCCACCGCCAUCGGAUGAGGCUGGAGGGGAGGGGAUUCUCGCUCGGCUGGAGAAAUUACUCGAGAAGCGCAACCCAGAACCCUCCAUCGGGUAUGAAGACCCUCCGUUCUCAAGACUGGCGAAGAUCUUACAGGAGCGCGAAGUACAAAGCGAAAGAGAACGGGCAGAUGCAACAACUGAGGUGUACAUGAAGCAAAUGCAGGACGUCCACGAGAAAGAUGAGGAGAAGAUGAAGCAGCUCGAAAGUCUCGUAGCACUUCAAAGGGCAGAACAAAAGCGCAUGGAGGUUAAGUGGGAUGAGGAAAGGAAGGCUAUGGAAGCAAGAGCAGCUGAACAAGCUCAACAAAUGAAGGAUCUGGCAGCGAAAGAGAUCUCAGUGGCACAGUUGGCUAGGGAAGCAGCCCAAGCAGCCCUCAACACCGAGAAGCUGGAAGCCGAGAAAAAAGCACGGAAAAGAGCUGACGCCAUGGUCAUAGCGGAAAGACAACGAAGCGAUGAAGUCCACAAAUUGCAAGUGGAACGCUACGAAGAGCUACUCCGUGGAAUACAAGAGCAGCAAUUGAGCUCAGAGCAAGAUAACGAUCAGACCAUAAGACGGACUCGCAUAGCGGCAGGUAAUCGCAGCGUGGAUGUAACAGAAUAUGCCACAAGCAGACGAGCUCCGCUUACGGCAUCUUCUUCCACCCCAUUCUUGGAAAAUUUCGCGCGCCUGGACAUGAGGCCGAACUAUCGCGAUCGCGCCCAAAGGAAUUCUCGUCGUGACAGCUUUCGCAGUUCCAUCAGCUCAAUGCAUGCUUCGCGUACUUCACUGGGAAGCACAGGCACAUUGGAAAGCAACUCACAGUCUCAGCAGAUGAUCGUCUUCCCUGUCAAAGCCGACCGAAGCUCUCAAAGGAUGGACAGGCUGCAAAAGUCGCUGGCUGGGUUUGGAAUUGAAUCUGUCUUUGAAGACGCUGAAGACGAACCCUUUCAAACCAGUCAACUCAUGCAAUAUAAUUACGACAACACGGAUGACCAGAUUGUUAGGAGUACCAUCUUUUGGGAGUCGUCCGCGCUUAAUCUAGGAAGCGAACUUCUGCUGACCAUGAGGCAAGCCGGAUGGAGGACACCCUACACUCGUAUAUCAGGUAAUGAUGUGUCCCAAAAGUUCGGCAAAGGUCAGACUCACUAUCUAGGGAGUCAACCGAUACAUACCUACUUCUUUGACCCUGACUACGAACCGCAGUUUUGCCCAUCUGAGACAGCAUCAGGCAAAGAAUCUAUCACUAUUCAGAAAGCCCUUGUGGAAGAGUAUGCGCUGAUCGAGCUUGGCUUCCAAUUUCAGACCAACGAUAUGGGUUUAUAUAUUCUCGACGGCAGAUUGACAUAUAACGACAUUGAGACACUGAUUGAACGAUCGUUCCUCAUGAGAGAAAACAACUAUCGGCGCCUCCACCGUCAGCUACAAUGGCAUUUUGACAAGGAUCCCGAAGUACCUUUGAGUGCCUAUCCAGCCACGUAUGCGUCAUCAGCGCACUCUGCACCUUCCGUGUACUCGGGCGAGAACUCGACUGUCUGCGACGACACAGAUGCAGAGACGCGAGGCAAGAAGAGCCCCAGUUCGGCAGGCUCCGAUGCCGAUCAGUCCGAUAUUGGCGAUGUCAGCAAAUUCCUUGUUCCUCGAUCUGAAGCAUCAAGAAGGUCAGCAGCGCCCUCUUCUGCGGCUUCACGGACUUCGAAAUCUACCAACCCGUAUCGGAAGUACAUGAAUGCGGGGGAGGAUAGUGGGGUCGAUAGUGUGUCCAGAUCGUCGCGCUCUCCAAGUCAUUUUGAUUGA